AUGAUUCUCAGUAUAAUCAUAUCUUUUAUUAUCAAUUGGCAAUUAUCUUUAAUUAUGUCUUGUAUAAUUCCACUUGUUGUUGGUAGUGCAUUGAUGUUUGCUAAGGUCAUCGCUAAACAAACAGAAGAACAAUUAAGUUCAUAUUCAAAAGCUGGACAAAUCGCUCAAGAAGUAUUUAGUUCAUUAAGAACUGUUCUUUCAUUCAAUGGAAGCAAAUCGCAACAAAAACAAUAUGAAAAAGAAUUAAAAUUAAAUGAAUGGUAUACUGUUCGCAAAGAUGCAGCAUUUGGUGCUUUUUUUGGUUGGUUAUUUUUUAUAAACUUUCUCGUUUAUUCAAUUGGUUUCACUUUUGGUUCUAUUCUUAUGUCUGAUGGAAAUCAUCGUACACUGACUAUUAGUGAUAUUCUUGUUGUUGUUAAUAUGUUUGCACAAGCUUUAGGUUUUCUUAAUGCAAUUGGUCCUUUUUUCCAAUCAAUCUCGGAAGCUCAAGGUGCAGCAAUAUCCGUAUUUCGACUUAUCGAUGAGGCACAUCAUGAAAAUAUCAAUGAAACAGAAAUAUUGCAAGAAAACAUAUCUGAUGAAAAAUCGAUUUCUACUAUUAAUGGUGAUAUUCAGUUUGACAAUGUUACUUUUUCUUAUCCAUCGAGAGAAAAUGCAACAGCUUUGAAUAAUCUUAAAUUCAAUGCGCGUGCGAAUCAAACAACUGCUCUUGUAGGUUCAAGUGGUUGCGGAAAAAGUACAUGUGUAUCACUUCUUCUUCGCUACUACGAACCUUCCUCAGGCAGAAUCAUGAUUGAUGGUCAGUCAAUUACAGAUUAUAAAAUCAAACAAUUUCGACAAAAUAUUGGAGUUGUUAGUCAAGAACCUAUUUUGUUUGGAAUAAGUAUUUAUGAAAAUAUUCGUUUUGGUAAAAUGAAUGCAACACGUGCAGAGAUUGAACAAGCAGCAGAACAAGCUAAUGCACAUAAAUUCAUUAUGAAACUACCAAAUAAAUAUGAAACACUUGUUGGUGAGCGUGGUAUACAAUUGAGUGGUGGAGAAAAACAACGUAUUGCAUUAGCUCGUGCACUUAUCAAACAACCCACCAUUCUUUUGUUAGAUGAAGCAACAAGUGCACUUGAUAAUGUUAGUGAAAGAAUUGUUCAAGAAGCACUUGAUCGAGCAUGCAAAAAUCGGACAACCAUAGUUAUAGCUCAUCGUUUGACUACGAUUCAAAAUGCUGAUUAUAUCUAUGUAUUAGAUAAAGGAGGUGUUAUUGAAGAAGGUACACAUGAAACAUUAUUGGCAAGAGAAGGAGGGAAAUAUCAAACAAUGGUCAAAAUGCAACAAUCUGAAAAAACGAUUGAUACACAUGACGGUUUAAUGAAUAUGGCAAAAGUAGUAGCUGAAGAUGAAGAACAAAUAUGUAUGCCACUAUUCUAA
This is a messenger RNA of Adineta steineri, 1422 nucleotides long. The record is from the annotation of a GenBank genome assembly. Lineage: Eukaryota; Metazoa; Rotifera; Eurotatoria; Adinetida; Adinetidae.